CGAAUACGUGGCCAUUUCGUGAUCUCUUUCUCGAAAACUUCGAUCCGGAUCGAAUCGCAGAUCAUUAAAUACCAUGGGGGCGUAUAAGUAUGUUGAAGAGCUCUGGAAGAAAAAGCAAAGUGAUGUUCUCCGUUUCCUGCAGCGCGUUCGUGUGUGGGAGUAUCGGCAGCUUCCCUCAGUUUGCCGCGUGACUCGUCCGACUCGCCCGGACAAGGCUCGAAGACUAGGAUACAAGGCGAAGCAGGGCUUUUGUGUAUACCGUGCACGAGUCCGUCGUGGCGGCCGUAAGCGGCCCGUUUCAAAGGGAAUUCGCUAUGGCAAGCCUGUUCAUCAAGGAGUCAAGAAGCUCAAGUUCGCUCGCAACCUGAGAUCCGUUGCGGAAGAACGCACUGCUCGGCGUUGUGGUGCUCUUCGUGUGCUCAAUUCCUAUUGGCUGAACGAGGAUUCUGUGUAUAAGUACUAUGAAGUAAUCAUGGUCGAUCCAAUGCACAAAGUCAUUCGAGGUGAUCCCCGCAUCAACUGGAUAUGCGCCCCCGUCCAUAAACACCGUGAGUUGCGUGGUCUGACAUCAGCUGGUCGGAAGUACCGAGGACUUCAAGGAAAGGGACACAACUACAACAAGUCGCGCCCCUCCAAGCGAGGAACCUGGAAGCGCAACCAGCAACUGUCUCUCAGACGUUAUCGUUAGGGAGUUACGCCGUAAGAUUCCUGGCAUCAGAAUGAUCCAGCGAGAGUCUCAAGUUAAUUCCUGGAAAGUCCUUUAUAGUCACUCGAUCUUCUGCCUUGAACAGCUGGAAAGGACAGAAUCAAGAGGAAAUAUUUCAACCUAGCAUGCAUGACCUGUAAUAAAAUGCAUGCAUACUGCUCUACACCUAUUUAUGCUUUCGAAGUGUUGCCUCUAAGAACGAGAUGUGUGAAGACUUCUC
Micromonas pusilla CCMP1545 is the source of this 926-nucleotide messenger RNA. RefSeq lists its product as uncharacterized. Gene Ontology annotation, cellular component: ribosome; cytosolic large ribosomal subunit. Bases 74 to 688 code for a protein of 204 amino acids. The transcript is spliced from 6 exons. Gene Ontology annotation, molecular function: RNA binding; structural constituent of ribosome. Gene Ontology annotation, biological process: cytoplasmic translation. The record is from RefSeq and is a predicted model, not a curated record. NCBI's taxonomy places the organism in Eukaryota, Viridiplantae, Chlorophyta, Mamiellophyceae, Mamiellales, Mamiellaceae.